Aspergillus puulaauensis is the source of this 2091-nucleotide messenger RNA. RefSeq lists its product as uncharacterized. The coding region runs from base 1 to 2091 and encodes 696 amino acids. The transcript is spliced from 3 exons. Lineage: Eukaryota; Fungi; Ascomycota; Eurotiomycetes; Eurotiales; Aspergillaceae. The record is from RefSeq and is a predicted model, not a curated record.
AUGGCCGACGAAGAGGAGCGCGUCAAGGCUGAGAAGCUCGCCGCUGCCAAGAAGCGCGUCGCGGCCCUGCAAAAGAAAAAGAAAGCCGGGAAGAAGGGCAGUACAUCCGAGUCAGCGAAGGAGGCUGAAACCGCAGAAACGACGUCACAAGCAAAAUCACAACCAGAACCAGAAUCCGAACAACCGCAAUCAGAGCAAGCCGGCGACGAAUCUGGAGCUGGAGCUGGAGCUGCAACAUCACCACUACCAGCAGAAGAUGAUGGCGAUAAAUCACCACAACAAUCGGCGGAGGCAGAGAAGGCCACAGAAGCAACAGGAGAUGAAGAUGAAGAUGAAGGGACCGAACCAAUGCCUGACCUCCCCACAGCCAACACGACAACGUCAACACCAUCCCCCGCCCCAGGGACAACAUCCGACGAUGCAUCGAGCGGAAAACUAGAGGCGCCGCGGGCCGGGCACACACGGCAGCCAUCGCUGUCUAUCCAGUCGAAGAUGCGCUCGUCGUCGUUCCGGAAGACGUCCAUUUCGCAGGGCAGUGCUUCGGCUACAUCUCCGUCUGCAACGCUGAAGUCACCGUCGUUGCCGCCGCUCAGUGCGGAUGGGGAGGCUGUGCAGGAGGUAUACAGGAAGCAGUCUGGGCGGAUUGAGGAGCUGGAGAAGGAGAAUAAGAGGCUUGAGAAGGAGGUUGAGGAGGUUAGUGUGCGGUUUAAGAAGACAGAGGACCAGCUGGAGGAUUUGAGGGAGGCGAAUGUGGAUGUUGCGGAGUUGAAGGAGAAGUUGAGGAUUGCGGAGGGGAAGGUUGAGGGAGUUGAGGAGUUGAAAGCUGAAAUCGCUUCGCUCCAGAGACAGACGUCGCAUCUCCAAACACGCACGCAUCGAAACGCCAGUGGAUCUGUCUCUGCGCAGUCAGAAUCCCCUCCGUCAGACCUCGUGCAGCAGCUCGAGUCGAAAUCCGCGGCCAUGGAAGCAAUGGAACUCGAUAUCUCCAACCUCCGCGCACAAAUCUCCACACAGUCCGCACACGAGUCCCAGAUAGCAGCACUAGAGGAGAAGCUGUCGCGCAGCGAAUCCACGCUCGAGAAGACGCAGCGCGAACUCUCAGACAGCAAGAACGCACUCACGCGCGCGUCCGAAAAGGCUGUGAAAGAAGGCGUCGACAAGACGUCUACAGAAACCCUAAUCAAAAGCCUCCAGCGUGAGAUCGAAGAACUAAAGGGCGAGAAAACCGAAGCGGAAAAGAAAAUCGAGACCCUGGAAAAGAAAAUCGAAGCCAUCGGUAAUCUACACAAGGAAUCCGAAGCCCGACACCAGACCCGCCUCCGCGAAAGCGAGAAGUUCGAACAGGAAGCCGCCAUCCUGCGCAAGAAACUAGCCAGCACCGAGAACGAGAACCUCCGCCUAAAGGAAGAACAAGAAACGCUCCGCAAACGACACGCCGGCAGCGGCAAUACCGGCUCGGCAGGAGGAGGAGCAGACGACGACGACCUCGACGACCUCGAAGACGAAGAGCGCUCCCGGCUCCAGCGUCGCAUCCGCAAUCUCGAAGGCGAAGUCUUCGAACUCCGCCGCGGCGUCUGGCAAGAGAAGCGCCAGGAACUCCAGCCCGGCCCGGACGCAUACAGUCCUGACGAGUACGACACCGCGAACGCGAACCCGGCAUCCGCGAAUGCUUUCGACGACGUGGACCUCGUCGGUGGAAGCCCCGAACAUUCGCGCCGGCGCAGCAUGGCCCAGAGGAACCAGCACUCCUCCUUCUCCACCGUGCUAUCCAGCGGCCUUGCUGCCUUCACGGGUGGUGGGUCACCGUUCUACUCCUCCCCGUCUCCAUCUCAAAGCCAACAAGGGCACCACCACCCCCCUGCUACGCGUGGCAGCUUAGAGCUCCUCUCCGAAGAGAACCUCGAGGAUGAAUUUGAUGAGGCGGAGUUUGCGCGCGCGCAGGCGGAGGAGGAGGCUAGGAAGCGGGUUGAGUGGGUGCGGAAUAUUAAGAAGCAGUUGAAGGAUUGGAAUGGGUGGCGGUUAGAUCUUGUUGAUAGUCGUGCUGGGGCCGAGGGGGCCGGGGUUGGGAUGGGAGAGAUUUUUGAGAUAUAG